This is a messenger RNA of Pseudophryne corroboree (corroboree frog), 903 nucleotides long. Its product is annotated as alpha-2,8-sialyltransferase 8E-like. The record is from RefSeq and is a predicted model, not a curated record. Gene Ontology annotation, molecular function: alpha-N-acetylneuraminate alpha-2,8-sialyltransferase activity. The transcript has 5 exons. Bases 1 to 903 code for a protein of 300 amino acids. Gene Ontology annotation, biological process: N-glycan processing; oligosaccharide metabolic process. Lineage: Eukaryota; Metazoa; Chordata; Amphibia; Anura; Myobatrachidae.
AUGGGGGUCAGUAAUGGUGGGGACACUGAGCUGGAGAAGGGGCAGAAACUGGGAUUGGGGUCAGUAAUGGUGGGAACACUGAGCUGGAGAAGGGACAGACUCAGGUCACCGCUGAAUAAAUGCUGCAAUGCCUCCUAUUCCAUGAUUGUGACUCAGGAGAAUAGUCCGGUCGGACACGCGAUUCGCUAUGAUGCGCAGAAGAAGGUACAAAAUGUCACCCAGAGUCUUUUUGGCAUGUUCCCAAAGAGUUCCCCAUUCCAGAAGCCCAUUAGAAGCUGUUCUGUGGUGGGAAAUGGGGGAAUAUUAAAGAACAGCUCCUGUGGUGCUGAAAUUGACCUGGCUGAUUUUGUGUUCAGGUUGAAUUUACCCCCAAUGAAUUUUACAGAUGACGUCGGGACAAAGACAGAUCUUGUUUCUGCAAACCCAAGUAUCCUUAUAAAGAGGUUUGGCAGUCUGCGAGAGAAGAGGAAGCCAUUUAUAAACAUGAUGCGGGCAUAUGACUCUGCCCUUGUUCUCCUGCCAGCUUUCUCAUACUCCAUGAACACUGACGUCUCCCUCAGGACGCUCUACACUCUAGAAGACUUUGACAUGAGCAGCAGAGUUGUCUUCUUCAACCCACACUACAUUGCGAACCUGACGCUUCACUGGAAGAACAUGAAGCUCAAGUUCAGACGGAUGUCAUCCGGGCUUAUGUUAGCGAGCGCUGCCAUUGAGAUUUGCGAGAAAGUGACACUCUAUGGAUUCUGGCCAUUUUCUCAAGAUCUUACUGGUACCUUCAUCCCUCACCACUACUAUGAUAACGUUCUCCCUAAGAAAGGAGUCCACUCUAUGCCAGAUGAAUUCUACCGAUACGUACAGAUGCACAGUAAAGGAUCUCUACAACUGAAACUGGGACCAUGUUAA